AUGCCAUGUGAAACCAAAACUGGCUGGGAUUUUUUAACCAGCGAUUAUACCUCCUCAACUUGUGUGUUACCUUUGGCUUCUCCGAAAAUUGGUAUUUCUGAGGUUGAAAUUGUUGUUGAAAUAUAUUUAAUCUUAGAAAGAACUGCAAUAGGAGUGAUAAUAUGGGAGGAAAACGGCGUCGGUGAGGUUUUCAUUGGCGACAAUGCUGAGGUUUUAUAAACCGACUUUGAAAAUUGAUAAAAUAGUUCAGAAUCACCAAGUCCACUACGUUUUCGACCACACAACCGAUGUGGAGAGCACGACAAAGUUUGAAAUAAUGGUCGGAUUGGAGGUUUGAAGCUGAAAGUCGACUUUUAGAGUGUUAAUGCAAGUCUUUACUCAGGUAAAAGUUUACUACAGCGUUGAAACGGAAUCAAAAGAAAGCGAACACACGAUAAGUAUAUUGCCGAGAAUGGUUUUGAGAAAAUGUUAAUAUAAAAUCUGUAUUUAAAUACAAAAAAAUUGAUUUUUCAGAUGGUUUGAUUCAACAUCAAGAGCUUAUCAUUGUAGAUAGCCCAAUUGACCUUGAAGCCGUCUCAAUCGGAAGAAAUAAGGUUUUUAGUUGAUUUUUGUUGGCAGAGAAAGCGUUUUCUAUCGCAAAAUUCCAUUAGAACCGAUUUUGAUAAUUUUUUUUUUCCAGAACACCGAAAAAGUCCUUGUCCAUGCGUCUUGCAGUGGAAAUAUGAAAGCAGCGAUUGUCGACGCGAUUGUGUUUGGAAAUCGAAAAUUUGAGCCACCUGAAGAUUCCGUGAGUUUUUUCUGUAGUAAGAUUGAGUGGGAAUUUGGGAUUUUCUGGUUGAAAUAUUUUGAUAUCAAUCGAAUUUCAUUUUCUGAUCAGUUUUGCUUCCUAAUAAAAUUUUUCCUGUGUUUUUUUGAAAUUCCGCUUCUUCACAUCAUUUCGCAGCGAUUUAAAGGCUUAUGAAUCUGGGGGGGCAUUGAAAAAUUAUUUUUAAAUGAGUUCUUUUUUUCCUACUGAAAUUCUAUAUCAUUAAGUUUCAAAAAAACGUAAUGUUCCAAUUUUUAGUGUUUUUACUCUCUCAAAAAGCGUUUUUCUUAUUUUGCCGUGUUCAAAGUAAUCUCAGCGAUUUAUAAAUGAUGAUGUUUGUUUUAAAUUUCACGAAAGAAGGAGAUUUGGCACAAAAUUGGGGUCAUACAACACGGGAAAAGUCCAAAAGACCUCAAAAAGAAGGAUUUCGGACUUCUUUUUGAGUUUCUGAAAUGAUGUCAAAAGUUUCUCGGAAUCUCUUUUUUCCAUAUUUUUUUUUCUUUUUUAAAAGAUCCUUCUGGCUUUGCCGAUACAACGCGGAAGUGGAUUUUUAUUUCUUUGAACUAAAAUUUUGAAUUCGCCCUUGAAAGUCACAUGUGUCGGUGUUGGAUCCGAUUCUUCUAACGGCUUCUAAAAUUCCAAUUUUGCCCUUAUCAUUUUUUAACGAAUAUCGCAUCAGUUUGGAAAUCACCGAAAUUACUUUAAUGACGACAUGAUCAAGCUUUUUCGAAAAAUGGCAUCGCCCAAACGAAAAUUUUUGAAAUUUUUGGAAACCUGGCGAUUCCUUGGCUUAUUCAAACUUUUCCGAAAAAUGGCAACGCCUAACCAAAAAUUUUUCGUCAUUAAAAAAAAAAUUUGACAGCCCCAUGAGUAUUAACCAACUGAGCAAAGCCUUAUAAAAUAUGUGAAAAAAAUUAAAAAUAAUUUUAUUUCCGCCUAUUCCCGUCCACAUCAUAAAACUUGAACUUCUCCUAUUCAACAGCAAUUUUUGCAGUUUCCGCCUUGCUCAAAAGGCGAAUUGAUCGACUGUUGGGCGGUGGUUUCUCCAUUUUCACUUCACUGUUUCGAAGGCGUCAAUAAUUCGAUAAGAUAUCUCGCUUUCCAGUUUCAGACCGAUCCCAGGUUCUGUGAUGACGUCGCAAUCGUGACAAAGGUGAGAUUUUCUUUUGAGUUUAUUUUUGUAUGAUAACGACGCAUUUUUGAUGUUUUAAUGAAUUUUUUUUGAAUCGUUCUUGAUGUUCUAAUGAACCUUUUCUCGAACAAAAUAGUAAGAAAUUAUUUUGAGCUUCUAAAAAAGCUAUUUAAAGCAGCUUGAAACCUUUUUUAUAUCUUUCUUUUUCCAGUUAAUCGAAGAUUUAUGCUUUGAAGCUCGAUUUAUCCAUUCCGGCCAAGCUGUCUAUUGUCCCAUUGGAGCUUGUCAUUCGGAACUUGUGGUUAGUCCUUCUAUUGGUAUAGUACAUUCACUACUAGCUUAAAAAAAUAUGUGAAACUUUUUAUUUUUUUGAACGCCAUCUCGAUAAUCGUGUCGAGACCCUAAUUUUUUUCCAGUCAAUGUAGUUACUGAGAAGCUUGAAAACUAUUUUUAGAGCCGAAUUUUCAUCGGCGCCCUUGUGAAGGUCAAGGCGAACGGCGCUUUGUCGACUUCCAGUUAUUAUUGGCGCGGAUUCGAUGUUCGAACUUGUGACCCUCAAACGGUAAUUUUUAACCGAAGUAGUUGAGUUUACAGAUUUCAAAAAAGACAUUUUUUGUUUUCUCUAAUAGAUCUGUAGCUUAAAAUUUGCAAGUUUCGAAGGUUUUUUGUAACAAAAAGAAUAGAUUUUUCAAGCAUUUUUAGAAGUUUUUAUGUGAUAAAAAAAUGGAAAAAAAGUUUUUUUGAGCUUUAAGUUUAACGAAUCAGGAGCCAUUAGAGAAUCUUAACAAUAUAGAAAAAUUUUUUUCAGUAAACUCCUAACAAGGUAGGUCAUUUUACUUCGUAAUUAAAAGCUUCCUGAAAGUUGACCAGAACACUUUUUAAAGUAUUAGAAAAAGAUUCUGAAAGUCUCAACCGGCAAAACUUCCUGAUUCUCAAGAAAUAAGGGUCUAAAGCCCCAAAAUAGCUCAUUUUUAUGGAUUUCAAGCGUUUUCUUUGCACUUGCAGCGUCUUUUUUUACGAAAAGUAGAAGAUUUUGAAGGUUGAGGCUUUGAGAAGCUUCUUCUGGUACAUCAGGGAAUGUUCUAGCCAAUUUUUUUUUUAGGAAAAUACCAACUCUAAAGUAAAAUGUCCACCUUAUGGUCCUUCUGCAGUUCCGGUAUCAUUUUUAAUCCGGAAAUUAGAUUUUCUUUCAAAUUUGAGAGUUUAGAAAGCUAAUUAUUAACUGAAAGUGUUAUAAAAUAGCUCUUUUUUCAUAUUUUCCUGUUCUUUUUUUAAAAUUAAUAUGUUAUAUUUCUGUUUUUCCGAGUCAUCCGGUAUUUUUCUGAACUUUCUUAAAUUCUGGAAAGAUUUGAAUCAAUAUGGAUCACUAAAAAAAUAGUUUUUCUUGCAGAUUGCAGAGUUGCGACGGGAGGACUUGAAUUUAGGUAAUUUCAUUUUGAAUCGGGUCAAAAAUUUAUCAAAAAAUUGAUAGAUUGGCCGGAUAAUGGAACGAAACCGUUUCCAAUGAACCAUUCAAUGAUUACCACUCCGGAUCUCAUGGACCCUUCGAUUUCUUUGACCGAGUUUGUUUUGAUUUAAAAAUAGUCCGAUUUGAAGUGCUUAAUGGGGUUUUUAAAGGCGCAUUUUCUGAAAAAGUAUCUUUUUUUCAGAGAAAUCUGCGCCUUUAAACCUCUUACCAAGAGUUUUUGGCCAUAAAUCCGUUUUUAAAGUGUCCUUUUCAGUGUCCAAGUUGCUCCGAAACCCGUAAAAUCGUCAAAAUCAAGAAAACCUGCCCCAGAUGAAGUUUGGAAGAAGAAAUAUCGACAGCAGGGAUUGCAGUACAAAAAGAAUUUUGAGUGAGUUUGGACGGGAAAUAUUGGAAAAAAAGUACCUGUAUUCCUUACUUGGAACAUCAUUAGAAAAAUUGGAAAUUCAUUAUUUUGUUUUUAAAAAUUGAGCUUUUUGCCGCUUCUUUUUCAGCUCAUGUAUCAUAUAGAAAAAAAUUUUGAGUUGGAUCUAAUUUUUUUAAAAUUAGAAUAAAUAAAUGUCCCAGUUGAAAAUAGGUAACAAAAUACGGGUUUUUUAGGCCUAGAUAGGUUGAAAUUUUCGGUUUUUUUGAUCAUUUUUUUAAGAAAUAAAAACAGACUUUUUCAAUUUUUUUCAUUGAUUUUUUUAAGCCAUUGGAUAAAGAUAUUCUUCAUUUUUUUCCCUUAUUUAGAUGCGAACUUGACCAAGAAACCAAGAAUUUCGAGCGAAUCCUAACGGAGAGACGGCGAAGAAGGCGUCGGGGUCCUCUAGUCGAAGGUUUUCUGUUCAAAAAUCGAGAAAGUAUCAAAAAUUUGGUUCAGAACCAGUUGUUGAGACGAAUUUGGAGGGACUCUUACCUUGGCAAAUCGACGGGGAAGGGAAAACUGUUCAGGAAGAUGCUAGAAGUAGGUUUUUGUAUCGGUCAGCCUUUUUGAGAAUUCAAAUGCGCUCCAUCGAUAAAUCUCCCAUUUUAAAGCAAAAAUACGCUUUUUCCCACGUUUCCUUCCAUAUGUUUCAAUCUUAAAGCGAUAAAUAUUGAAAUUUCCCCUCUAGGGACCACUUUAUCUCCCCUAUAGGAGUCACUAACUUGAUUUUCUUCAAGGUAUUCCAUUCCCGAUCGACAAAUCAAAUAUCCCCCAGGAGCUUUUUGAGAGAACCAAGAAAGAAAAUCGGUAAUUUGAUUUUUGAAAAAAAUAGAAAAAAAUUUAUCUUUCCCAGAAACGAAGCCCGUUGAGGAAGUGAGAAAGGUGGAAAGAGCAGACUCUGAAACGAGCCAAAAGUCUCAAGCUCCCAGUGGAUUGCCUCCAGAAGUCAUUGCUCGAUUAUUGGCCCCGGAGGAUGGAAUUGCACGGAUUUGUGUUAGUUUUGGAUAUACCUGGAGAGCGGAUGAAGUGAAAAAGCUGAGGAAACAGUGUAAAACUAUUCUUGAGGGUGUUUUGAAGUUUUUCAACAUGAAAUAGGGUUUUCUUAAACACAAAUGACCUCGUAUAGUCCAUUUGAAUGACGAGGCGUCUUAACGCAAGGGCCUUCCGAAGAAAAAGUCACUACGCUCUUACUGUCGGAUUAAUAGAGGGCUUAUUAUAUUUUUUAGAAAGCCAAAGACUUUUUUACCGGAAAAAACAGUUACUGAUUGAAAAUCGACGUUUUUUUGAAAAUAUGAAUUUUCGAAUCUCAAGAAAAAAAAUUUCCAUUUUCCCGAUUUUCGGUUUUUUGCUCACAAAUCUGGUCUGACUUGAGCAAUUUGAUUCUAUUUCAGAAAUUAUGUUACUGCAUAGCUAUUUAAAGUCUAUGCGAAGUUUCAAGUCAUUUGAGCUUGUUCCAGACAAGUUAUGCUCGAAUAACCACUUUGAAAUACCUUUAUUGCCAGUACUGUAAAGGGGGCCUGAAAUUAGAAGAAAAAAGGAUGUUUUGAAGGAAUUUUCAGACUUUGAAUCAUAGAAGUUGGCACUAAAAACAUGAAUUUAUGGCUUUCCUGAAAAAAAAAGUGAUCGAAAUCCAUUUUCACGCGGGCUGUGUUCUCAAAAUGCAUGACAAAAAAUUCCAAAAGUCAUUUAUAAAUGAAUUUUUCAAAAUUCAGCCACCGGAAGCGCCGAAAAUGCCCCCAGAUAUGCAGUGGAGACGACAGGAGAUGAGAAUCUUUGGUAAGUUAUUUGAAGAAAGAAAUGGCCGCUUUGGAAUGGCUUGGUGCGGCUCUUUGCUCUCUUUCCAUACAUGUGAUGAGCAUGACAGGCAAUCCCCCGGACGUAAUGGCAAGCCCCCACUAACCCAUGUAUGUCUCUAAUUUAUCGCCUUCAUUUUUAUCGAUAUUGGUUAUAGACCAUUUGUCCCGACUUGAGGGGGGACUCUCUGCGACCCUCUCUUAUUCUUGUGCUGUUUUCAUGUUUCUCUAACCUCGCCGGUUUUUAUUCCUUGUCUUUGCCUUUGCUCUCUUUUUUCGGCUUGUUUUUCUUCUUCCUUAUUCAAACGUAGCUUUGUACUUUUUCCCGACGGGGAAAGACGGGACUUCUCUGCACUCUCCUCGUCUCUCGGCUGCCCUCUCAUGUUGACGUGCUGUUUUCAUGUUUCUCUGGCCUGGUUAGGGAACAAAGAGACGCAGACACUCGAAAAAUGGGGCGGAUGGGCUAUACCGAACCUUCAUUGAUUAGAAUUAUUUCAAAACGAAAUCAAUUUGUAGUGAAAAAUCGGUUUAUUCGCUCUUUACCUUUUUCGAAUCAUCACUUGAUCUUAAGCCCUUUCAACUGCGACCAAAAAAGCAUCUUGAAAAUGUAUCCUAAAAUUUUAGGGCUGGCCGAUAAUUUCAUGUGGCAGUUCAUGUCGACGUUUUCCACAAUAACUGAGGACGCGACGGAAGAAGAAGAAAAGGAACUGGAUAAGGAGCCGUUGAAAGAUGGGGUUGGUUUAGAAAUAGGGAAAAAUGACCUUGAUAAUUAAGUUCGGUACCUUCAAGUUAAACAGGAAUUUUCGAAAAUUCCAUUAUUUUUUCUCUUGUUGUAAUGAUUUUUGAGUCCUCUUCUGUCUACGAUAAAAAAAAAUAGCCUUAAUAUUUUUUUUGAAAGGGUUCGAGGCGAAUUUUAAGAGAUGUUUCCCCUAAGUUUGCGUAGAAAAAGUGGUCCCUAGAGGGGCGACUUUAGGAACCCUUGAAGGUUCCCUAGUGACCACCUUAUCUCCCUCUAUAGGGGACGCUGAAGCUUGCAAUAGUGGCCAUUCUAGGGAAUAAAUUGUCGUUUAUUGCUAGACCACUGUAGGGACCACUUAAGCUUUGGGGGUUAAUGGGUCAGGCCUUAACACGCAGUCUCUGUAAUUCUCAAAAUCAACGGGUACAGAAAAAAAAAAUAUUUUUUGAUUUCAAUGAAAUUUCAACCAGUGUUAUCAUAUGACGUCAGGAUUGCAGACACGAUUUUUUGAGCCAUUUCCUCCAACCGUAACCGGGUUACGGUAGGGAGGUGGUCACCUGCGUAUCUAAGAAUUGACAAGUUUUCUCUAGGCAAGGGGUAUAUCAAUCGAUAGGUAAUGCAGUUUUAGGAAUUUUUUCAGUACAUACCAUCUUGGGUUACUGUAGAAAUUUUUGAGAUACGGUACUUUUUGUGUUCGCGACUUUGGUUUUUUGGUCACCCAACUCACAAUAGUUAUUUGCCGUUAAAGUUACCUUUCUAAAAGAUGUGUUAGGUCAUCAGCUACAAAUUCAUACCACAUUGAAAAAAUUUCGAGAUACCCAUCAUGUCGCGAAAUCGCGCCGAACGCGCGCAACUCGGGGUCCCACCGUUUAGACUCGCCUUGGAUGAUAGCCUCUAACCUUCUUUUAUUGCCUGAACUUUUGUUAAAAACUGUUUUUCUUCAAACUAGAAUCCAUAAACUUCUGGUAAAAGUCAUUUUCACGAAGUUUAGCCCACUUUACGGCCAGAAAGUUCUCUUUGAAGUCGAUUUUGGCCUGAAAGUUGAGGUUUUUGAGGUUCUAGGCCUUUUUUGGGAGGACUAUCACCGUUUACUGUUGUUCAUUAGUGUUUCAUCACGCAUCCACAUCUCCCAAAGGUCUUCUGAAACCUAAAGUACAAAAUUCUCAUAUACCCAUCAGCCGAAAAACUCAGUUUUAAGACGAUUUCGGCCUGAACACGGUGUUUUUUGAUAAUCUACGCUUCUUUUGGGUAAACUUUCACUGUUUUCUCUUUUCUGUUGGUCUUUCACGUGAUUCCUGCAUCCACCAAGUUCAUUUUGAAGUCUGAAAGUUUCCGUUUUAGCUACCCGUCGGCCAGAUAACUCAGUUUGAAGACAAAACUGACCUGUUAACAGUGCUUUUUGAGGUUCAAUGCUUUGUUUUGGACUCGCUAUCGGGUAGCAACGCGUUCUUUCUAUUGUUCCUUUGAUUUUUGUGCAGCCCACAAAUACUGCGACCUUACAUUUCGACUAUAUAUUUUUUAACUGUCGGUUUGAAUUCUGGGCAGGGUGCAUCUUGAGUCUGGAAUUUUUAUCAGAAUUUUUUAAUAGAUUCCGAAGCCCAAAAGAAUGCUCACUUCAGAUAAGAUUCGAGAACUUUCGGGUGAAUUUUUCGAAGAGCCCUUUUCCGCCAAUUGACAAAGAAAUCAAAGAAAGGAGAAAAAAAACUGAAUAGAAAUGACCCCGAAAGGCCUUCUUGCGGCACAACAUUAUCUCAAUCUGAGACAAAACAUGGUAUACUUUUCUAGCUUUCCAACUUCACUGAUAAAAAUUCCAGACUCAAGAUGCACCCUGCCCAGAAUUCAAACCGACAGUUAAAAUGCGUGAUGAAACACUAAUGAACAACAGUAAACGGUGAUAGUCCUCCCAAAAAAGGCCUAGAACCUCAAAAACCUCAACUUUCAGGCCAAAAUCGACUUCAAAGAGAACUUUCUGGCCGUAAAGUGGGCUAAACUUCGUGAAAAUGACUUUUACCAGAAGUUUAUGGAUUCUAGUUUGAAGAAAAACAGUUUUUAACAAAAGUUCAGGCAAUAAAAGAAGGUUAGAGGCUAUCAUCCAAGGCGAGUCUAAACGGUGGGACCCCGAGUUGCGCGCGUUCGGCGCGAUUUCGCGACAUGAUGGGUAUCUCGAAAUUUUUUCAAUGUGGUAUGAAUUUGUAGCUGAUGACCUAACACAUCUUUUAGAAAGGUAACUUUAACGGCAAAUAACUAUUGUGAGUUGGGUGACCAAAAAACCAAAGUCGCGAACACAAAAAGUACCGUAUCUCAAAAAUUUCUACAGUAACCCAAGAUGGUAUGUACUGAAAAAAUUCCUAAAACUGCAUUACCUAUCGAUUGAUAUACCCCUUGCCUAGAGAAAACUUGUCAAUUCUUAGAUACGCAGGUGACCACCUCCCUACCGUAACCCGGUUACGGUUGGAGGAAAUGGCUCAAAAAAUCGUGUCUGCAAUCCUGACGUCAUAUGAUAACACUGUUUGAAAUUUCAUUGAAAUCAAAAAAUAUUUUUUUUUUCUGUACCCGCUGUUUUUGAGAACAUUUUGAAAAUUACAGAGACAGCGUGUUAAACUCCUAUAGGGAUCACUUAAGUUUCAGCCAUCUAGUGAGAGCGCUGUUGUGUCCUCUGUAGGCUUUUUUUUUCUCUAACCUCUUUAGGGACCACUCUGGCGUUCCUAAGACGGGAAAAAAACUUUUUUUUUUCUUUAUUUUACGCAGAAAAAUUUACUCUUUAAGUAUUCAUGCUUUAUUUGUGUUCCCAGUAGUUUCACGAAUUUUUAAACGACUUUAGAGGGGAAAAAAAGUUCCUGGAAAAAAGGAUCAUUUGAUUUUUGAGGAUCCUCAAUAUUUUUAUCACGUUUUUCUCCUAUCCCGCCUUUUUUUCCAUUAAAAAGUGUUUUUUCUUUCAGUUCUGGUACCGCCGAAAAGCCCCAAGAACGGAGAAAACCUAUAUCGUUGGUGCAUUUCUCCAAGAAAGAGACGUCUUCUUGGACUGUACCAAAGAUCAUCGUUCCGAGGAGAUUCCUAAAGAAUCAGAGUCGAUUCUUAUACUUAGUCGGCAUGAUUUGUGAGAUUUAUGUGUAGAUAAUGUUGUUUUAAGCCGAUUCAUGUGAAUAUUUCUGAAGUUUUAAGAUUUUCUAAGUGAAUCUGAAUGGUUUUUUAGAGCUUUAAGAGGAUUUUAAAUUUCAACUUGAAAAAAAAAGAUUUUCCUGCUUUAGUCGAUUCACGGCUAGCUUAGGGGCGUGGCCUGUCUGCGCUCUCCAUCAACCAGAAACUAUCUCUUUUUUCAUCGUGACAGGACCCUUUUUUCGAUGAUUCUAGCCAGCUAUACUCCUGGUCUUAUUAAAGGCGCAGGGCUCCUUUUUAACAAUCAUUUUUUAUGCACAGUAAUUUGCCUGUUGAUUUUUGUUCUGUACAUUAUUUUGACGGCCUUUUUUUCACAAAAUGUGAAAUUUUUUUUCAUAAGUAGAUUUUCUUGUACCAAUUGCAGGGUCCUUUUAAACGUAUAACGUGUAUUUUUGAACCAAUUUUGGUUCUCACUGUAUUUUACAGGGUUCUUGUGCAAUCAUAACCAAUUUCAUGUGUUAAAAACUUUUCUUGUGCCUUGAAAUACUCGAAUUUUCCUGUUUUAUAUGAAUAAAAUUACUUGCUUCUUUCUGAGAAAUGAUAUUAUCGAUUUGUGGUUUUAUACCCUGAUAUUUUGCGAUUUUUGAAUUUUAUCUAAAUUUUUUUCCAGGUUUUUUAGUGAACCAGCCACCAUGUCGAAGAAGGUUUGGAGGUUAUAAAUAUGAGAAAAAAAGAGAUUUUCUAGGCUUCACCGGAAGAAGAAUUGGAAAAAGCAGUAUCGGGACUACAAGGCCCAGUAUGAACAAUGGAAGGAGAAGAAUAAGUUUGUUGAUUUAAAUAUUUUACAGAAGAAAGUUGAAAAAAUACGUUGAUUUUUUAGAAGUUCGAUCGGAACCGAGGCCUACAACAACUACGUGAAAUCGUUCCAGGAAUGGGAAAGGGACGUGGAAAAAAGGAGGAAGGCUUUGAAGGAAAAGGUUUGGAAUGUUCAUAGGCAGAGUCGGAAGGACCCUUUAGGGGCCCCUUGUGGACCAAAAGAUUCCAUUAAAUGCUCCUAAACGGGUGACAACGGUUUCCCUUUUCUUGCCUUUUUCCGUCCUUUCAUUGGCCUUUAUCAACCCUUUUUGGACCCUUUUGAGAAAAGAAAAAGUCAGAAGGACCCUUUAGGGGCCUCUUGAGCGUCUGUGGGGGGGGGGUUUCAUUAAUUGUUCCUAAAUGGUUUCCUUACUACCGCCUUUUUCCGCCCUUUCAUCGGCCUUUAUCAACCAUUUUUUUGGACCCUUUUGAGAAAAAAAAUAUUUUUAUAGUGAGAAUAAUAUUUACCAGGGACUGUGUGUGAACCAAAAUGUGCUACAGUAAUACAAUCAGAAAAGAGAUUUUCAGCACCCUUUUUCACUUUGAGCCCACCAAGAAAGAAAGGUUCCAUAAAGGCCGCAAGACGGAACCCUUUUAGCGGCUAUUUUGUACCCUUCCGGCUUUGGCAGUGUUAUCAAAAACAAUAAAAGUGAAUAAAUGACAAUUUAAGGCCGAAAAAGAUGAUCGAGAAAAAAGAGAGGAAGAAGAAAGAGAGAAACGGUUGUUGGAGGAACGGGAAGGUUUGUUUCUGUGAAAUUAAAGUAUUUUGAAUUGUUUGAUCCCGGCUGCUAAUGGACUAGGGUGUACAUAAAAAAAACUUUUCCUGGGUUUUUGAAAAAUCUUAAGAGAUAUUUUCAAUUUAACAGCUUUUUGAUUUUUUUGUUAACCCAACCUCCCCCAGGUUCAGAAUUUUUAGUAUUUUGAAUUGUUUCAUCUCUGCUGCUAAUGGACUAGGGUGUAUGUAAGAAAAAAACUUUUUCCUGGGUUUUUUUGAAAAAAAUCUUAAGAGAUAUUAUCAAUUUAACAGCUUUUUGAUUUUUAACCUCCCCUCCCUUGAAGUUUCAAUGAAACUUUGCUGAAGUGUACUUUAGGAUCCCCUGAUUUCAGAACAAGAAAAAAAUUCCUGGUAAUAUAUUUGGUUUUUGAUUUAGUAGGCUUCAAAAGCUGAAAAUAGAGCUUUCUCGUCAUAAAUUGCCUAUUUUGGGUACUUUGAAGUAGAAAAACAUUCCCUAGUAAGUUGAAAAAAACGGCUCUCAUCCCGAAAAGGAGUUUUCACAUGGUUGAUAAAGUUCUGUACAAAAUUUCAAGGUCUCAGAAUAAUUCUACGAGAAGUAAUGCCUGAAAAACCGUUCUGGUCAGGAAAAAUACACCAAAGCUAGAUAUUUUUCUCAAUUUGUGACGUUUCAGCAGAAAGAAUUGCUUUAGAGUUGGCAAAUUAUUAAAAUUUGUUAUUUUUCGAACCAAAAUGUUCGCAGAAAUAGAAUUUCUCACGCAAAAUUUUCACAGAAGCCUUGAAAAUUUGAAAAUCUUAGUAAUUAUAUUAGAAUUGUCAGCUCAUCAAACCAAUUUAUGGUUUCAAAACCUUAUUGGUUAAGUUGGGACCUUCAGGAUCGAUAAAUUAUCGGGAAAAAGUCGUCAUUUUCUAGCCGAAGCAGCAGUUGCCUACGCGCAGUCGCAACAAGCCUACAUGGCGCAUCAUCAGAAGGCGAUCGAGGAUCAACACCGACAGCAAGCUCAUCAAGCAGCUGCGGCGGCCGCUGCUGCCGCCGCCGCUCAACGACAGUUCGCCCAGCAACCGUCUGGAGCUCCCCAAGGUGAUGAUCUACCUCCCCCCCCUGAGGAACCUUUAAAAAAUGGAGGGACAAGAAGGAGAACUUUUUUUUAAGCUUCAGGUUUUUUCAAUCCAUAGUACCUUCAAAACAUUCCAGACUCUAUUAAGUAUCGUUUUUUUGGAGUUGUUGUCCUUGUGAUAUUUAUUCUGAAUCUUGAUCUUUCACUUUGGGAACUUGAAGAAUGGAAAUUUUCAUUCUCAUGGAAAUAUUGUAGGACUUGAAGAUGGUGCGGUGAAUGCGGAGGUUGUGAUGAGGGAGGCGAUGAACGUCAUGAUGGUCGCCGGGAAUUCGACGGUUGGCACCAGUGGGUUUUUCUGAAUUUUUAAAUGUUGGUAGGGGCAAAAAAUAAUUUUCGAAAGGUAGUAGAAAGACCAGGAAGGUUAUUUUAAAUUGGGAAAAUAGCCAGAAAACUUUUUAAGGUACCAAAAUAAGAUUCUAAAAAUCUAAACUUGCACAAAUUUCUACUUUAGAGGGUUCAAAAAGUCAAAGAAACCAUGAAAAUCCGAAAAAAUGGGUAAUUUUGAACCCCCAUUUCUUGAGAAACUGUAAAGUUGUGUAGGUUUAGAAUAUCCGAGUAAAUUGACCUUCCUUGUGAAAUUUUACGAUUUUUAAGACCUUCAAAAAUUUCAGCGAUUACCCAACAACCGCCGCCUGCGCAGGGAGCUCAAGCCAGCGGACCUCCGCCGAUUUUGUGGGGCAAUAAUAAGGCGCCGUAUGAUGUUAGGGUGGGUUUCGGUGAUCAUAACAGAAAAAAAGGGAUUUUGUAUUUUUCUAGUUACAAAAGUUCCCGAACAUUAUCCAUUUUUGAUUUCCAGGAUUCUCUAUUUUCCCGCUGGGAGGCGCGUGCAGCGCCAGCGCACGUCAAACCUGAACCUCACCCGCCAAAAGUACGUUUCAGAGUAAUUAUUUUAUUGAGAAUGUUUGCCUGAGCUGUUCGAAUCUUCUCGGAGGAAACUUUUCAUAAUCCAAAAGAUUGAGGUCAAAAAGUGUAGAGGAAUUGAAUUUUAAUGAAAAAGGGGGAGGUUUCCUGACUUCGAGUUCAGGUGAAAAUGAAUUGAAUUUUUUUUCUGAUCAUUUUUGCCAGAUUUUUUUUCUCUGGUAUCUUUCUUAAUUUCUUAGGAAGUCCGGAUUGGUCCCCAUAGGGGUUAGGAGCCGCAAAAGGGGUCUUUGUGGGGGUAGAAUCAAGGUGGUCCCUAUAGGGGUUUAGGGUCUGACCCCUGAGCCUCUAAAGCUUAAGUGGUCCUUUCAACUUCAUUCAAAAACGGUUAUUUAUUCAAUUUUUUGCAAGGAAACGCUUCUUCGCACAGAGUACAUAAAGCUUAUCGAUCAGCAUGUCCCCUAUAGGUGCCACUAACUAAAACCUCUAUACAGACCACUUUUCAACAUUUAGUGACCUCUAUAUGAGUUGGUAAAAUGGUCCCUAGUUGGGAACCCUCCAAGGGUCUCUAAGGUUGCCCCUAUAGGGACCCCUCUGAAGUUCCUAAAGUGCUGAAUUUUUCUGAACCUUUCCUGAAAAAAAUUUUUAAAUAAAAGUCUUCAAAAAAAUGUUUUCAUUUUUUUAUAAAAAAAUUGCAAAAAAAGAUUUGGUAUCGAUUUCUGAUUUUUUUCGUGUCAUUUCUUUUUCCAUUUUUCACUUGACGAUUUUUUUGAAUCUACGAAAUUUCGGUUUGUCUAUUAAAAAAAUUCUAAGGUCUAAAUUGAUAGUUUUUUUGGCCAAAGUUCAUCUAGACAAGUUUUUUUGAACUCUCUAAAGGAACAGAACCUAGAAAAGAAUUAGAAAGAGCGCAAAAAUCCACUUUUUCGAAUCCGGUUCACUUUUCUGCUUGAGGAAGAUUCUCAAAUUUGAACUUAUCAGGUUCCAACACCUUGCUGGAUGCUCAUCGACAAGCUCAAGGAGAAGAAAAUGAUGCUGGCGCCGCAUGUUCAUCUACAACCGCCGCCCAUGUUCACACAGCCCCCGCCGCCCACAAUGUUGGCCCCUCCUCCUGUUUAA
Molecule: messenger RNA, 14113 nt
Organism: Caenorhabditis auriculariae
Lineage: Eukaryota; Metazoa; Nematoda; Chromadorea; Rhabditida; Rhabditidae
Source: the annotation of a GenBank genome assembly